Molecule: messenger RNA, 3795 nt
Organism: Pelobates fuscus (common spadefoot toad)
Lineage: Eukaryota; Metazoa; Chordata; Amphibia; Anura; Pelobatidae
Gene: CCDC13
Product: coiled-coil domain containing 13
Exons: 16
Coding region: 31-2157 (708 amino acids)
Biological process (GO): non-motile cilium assembly; cytoplasmic microtubule organization
Cellular component (GO): centriolar satellite
Source: RefSeq, a predicted model, not a curated record
AUUGGGCUGAUCAUACAGCGAGUACUGUACAUGGUCACCAUGAAUUCUGACGAAACGGUGAAUGAAAACUUACGGCUUCAGUUCAAGGCUCUGCAGGAACAACAGCAGAAACGCCUGCAGAGACUGAUGGAGAGAAAGAGAGAGAAAGAACUACGGCAAAGUCAGAAAGACGAAAAUCAGAAAUCCACUUUUGGGAUAGAAGACGAUCUAAAUCUCAUUAAAAAAGGAGACAGUUCUUUGUCUGACAUAAGCAAAAGGCUUCUGGAAGAUGAGAAUGAGCAGCUCCAGAACCAGUUACGUGAAACCAAAGAUGAAAACGGUAGAUUGCACAAACUGCUAAAGGAGAAAGAAUUUGAGAUCAAACAUCUCAGGAAAAAAAUGGAAGAAAGCAAACUAGCGCUUGCAGGGACCGCAGGUAUGGCUGGGGACGUCGCAGCAACUAAAAUUGUUGAACUGUCAAAGAAAAAUCGUGAACUUACAGCAGAAAUGGAGAGUGAAAAAACCAAAGUAAAACAGUUGAACAACAAACUUAAAGAAACCGAGAAAGAGCUUCAGAAUAUGACAGGGAGACUUCAGUGUAGUCCGGGAAAGGAUUCUGGAAAUGGACAGCCAGUGCUAAGGACUGUGGAACAAAAUAAAAUAGAGAAUUCAGAGAUUAAAGUUUUGCAAGAAAAAUUAUCCACAGCCAAUAUGAAACUGACCGAAUAUCGCAACCAAAUCCAGUCCUUGAAGCAGGAGCUGAAGAUGGUCCACAAGGUCCUAGUAAAUGAAAUAGGUGAUGAUGUGAACAUACCCCAGCUGAUGGCAUCGGCAGGGACCUGGAGGGGGCGCUCACAGCAGAUCCUGGCCUUACAGGGCAGGGUCCGUGAGCUGGAAAAUCAGCUUGGCCAAGGAAGAAGUCCAGGGUCUGGGUUGAGUUUGGAAGAAGAAAUGCUGGGAAUCUCUGCCUCAAAGAGAUAUGGUGCUCAAGAAAAGAACCUGUAUCGUUUACGUGUUGUGGAAAAAGACAAGAAGGAGACGCUGGAGAAAGUCACAGGGGAACAUGAAGCCCUGAAGAAGGAUCACGAGGACCUGAAAAAGAAGCUGGAUGCCUCAAAGGCCAGAAAUAAAGUGCUUUCUAAUGAUGUGAGAUCACUGAAGAUGCAAAUAGCAACACUAGUAGAGAAAGGAAAACAUGACGAUGAACUUGUAGACGCAUUGCUGAGCCAGCAGAAGAGCAUGCAGGAGGUCCUACACCGUCUCAGCCAACAGGACCAAAAAGAUAAGCAAUCCACCGAAAUGCUGGCGUCACAGUUAAACAGUGAGACUCAGAAACAGAAUUCCCUGGUUGCUCAACUGAAGGCAAUGGUGGCCGAACGAGAGGCCAAAGUCAAACAGCUCGAGGAUGAGGUCAAACAGCUGACACUAACAAUGCAUCUAGACAAACCACACAGCGGGAGAAGUUCUGAUGGUCAGAAAUCUGGAGAUGUGACAUCAGCAAGAUCAUCAGCUUCUGCCAGAUCAUUGUCGGAUUUUCGUGCAAGGCAUGGCUCGGGCAGUAGGGCUAUUUCCAAUAUGGGCCAUGAACUCGUUGACAGCGCAGCCACCAAGCCAGAUAAUGCUGUUUCCGCACGGAGCAGUUCAGAGUUUCACGCACUGCAGACGCAGGUUACGCAGUUUAGGGCACUCUGUCAAGCAGCCGAAGUGGAGAGAGACAGGUUAAUGGAGCUGGUUUCUGUCCUGCAGAGAAGGGUCGAAGAGAGCACCCAGAAAGCUCUGCAAGCUGAGAAGAAGCUUCAGGAAGAGAGGCGGCGAUCUGUCCUUCUGGAACAACAGCUUGAGAAAAUGAGAAUUGACAUGUCAAAAAAUACUCCCACCCGAGGAAAGAUGGGUCAGUCUCUCACUAGCUCCAGACACCUGCUGAAUUUCUCUGAAAGAACAGAUCAGUCCUACACACAGACCUCUGAAGUUCCCCUGGAGACUCAAAUAGAGGAGCUAAAUACAAAGGUGGCCAUUCAACUGGAUGAAAAUGAAGCUUUGAAAACGGCACUAAAGGAAACUCUAAAAACAAAAGGGGAGGAUCUUAAACUGUACCAUGAAAUGAUUGGGGAAGUGAAACAGAUCUUCCUGCAGGCUCUGCGCCAACACAAGCAGGAUCGAGGAUUGUCUAGUGACUAAGCCAUCACAUUCUAACUGCAAACCUUGACAUGGUUAACAAACCCAUACAAAGGGGAACAAUGUCUGUAAUAAGAAUAAUAUUACAGAAAUUCAAACCGCCAUAAAACGUGGCUAGACGUGGAUGACAAAUUGCACCAUGGAUACGGAUAUUAAAGCUCAGCCAUAAGUUUAUGGCAUUUAAAGACCAUUCUGCCAAGCAAUUAUGCUGAAAGACAUUAAGCAUUUUACAGCCAGCGCAGUGAAGAUUACGUUUCCAUCUACUGGCGCUCUGAGCGUCAUCAGAUAAUGAGGUUUAUUCACUAAACAGUGACAUGCAGUGAACUGAUAACCAAGCUGCAAAAAUUGCCAAGUUUAGAAGAAAAUCCCAUUCAGGUAUAUUGGCCUGAACAAUGCAAAUUGGUUAAUAGGCCGCUUGUCACUGUUUAAUUAAUAAUUAAUCAAACGCAGUUCAUGAAGUUUGGAUGAUGAAUAUGUAUUGUGAGGUUGUUGGUGAACAAGUGAAUCUCCUAAAUGAUCUCCAAAAAGACUUAAUACAGAAAACCUUUACUGGACAGGAAUGUUAAUUCCCAAACAGGGAAGCGUUUUACAGAAGGCUUCAUUCAGGAUUUAUCAGAUUGUGGUAAAUUCCAAUCAAAAUGACCAACUUUAGUAAAAAAUAACUGAUCUGAAAAAAGAAUCAGCUCACUCAUAGUCACAGGGCGGGUACUUUAACAUUUAACAGUUUACAAUUCAUAUUAUUUCAGUGUUUAGUCAGUAAAUCCCAGAGACUCUCUCUCUUUCUCUCCCCUAUGUUACCAGCAGGAGCCACCAUCACUUACUCGUGCAAGAUAAUUCUAAAUGAGUCACUAAAAUGGAAAUUGUGACAGUGUAAGUUCAGCAACUAUUGUUGGGCUGUUAAAUUACCUGAUUUGGAUAGUUUUUCCAAUUCAGCAAUUUUGUCCAUAAAUUAGCAAUUCUUGUAAGUUUUCCACAAUUUCUAGAUUAGUAAAUCAUUGCCAAUAGCGAUAGCAAAGAGCUUACAUUAGCCAAUUAAAUGGCAGGACGGACUUCUAACUAGAGUCCACAGAACCUGGAGAUACAUGAUUGAGCCUUGGAGGGGGAGAGGGUUCAUUUUACUACAAUUCUUAACAGAAAUUCAGGAUCCAACCUUUUUAAGAAAGAUGUUCUAAGUAACUGGUUAGCUGUAUUAUCAGACUACAUUAUACUUUUAGGUGUUUGCUUCUCAUUGAUGAACAUUUAAAGUUCACACAUCUUUACAUCUUUGCUUUUGUUUCUAUUACAUUUAGUUGUUUUACUUUCUGGAGAUACAACAGGAAUUGUCAUUUAAAUUGUUGAAAGGUACAGGACUCAGCGAUCUGACUAUCAAACUGGUCCUUGCUCGUGGUUAUUGCACAGACUCUUGAAUUGUGCCUGAAGUCUCAUUUUUUGUUAUUGUCGAUUAAAUCGUUAAAGCUUACAAUACAUAGGCCAUCUGAUUGCCAUGGUGUCCCUCAGACUUCUGAUUUGUGCAUUAAGUUGUUGAUGAGUUAUUCCGGCUGGUGGUGAAACAAUGAACUUACUGUCCCCAGCUGUCAGGGAAGUGAAGGAUGAGCCUGGAGUGAAAGGGUUAACCUAUCCUUACUUGCCACAGCCUGGGAU